GUCUGUCUGUCUGUGUCUCUCUCUUUCUCUGUCUGUCUCUCUGUCUGUCUGUCAUUCAAUCAAUCAAUCAAUCUUUGGGAUUAAAUGUUUUUUCCUCCUGCAGCUUUCAGACCAAGAUGGGUGCACAUGUGAUGAAGUGUGAAAUCUAUGUUGUCAGUGUGCUGCUGUUCACAAUGUACCAGAGUCCGACUGCUGCUCUCAGCUUCAGGGCACAUCUGUCUGAUUGUCUGGAGGACGCAGACUAUGAAACGUUGCUGCAGACAGCAGAGAGCGGCCUCCCCCCCACACACACACCGCACCAUGUGGUGGUUGUUGGAGCUGGCAUGGCUGGACUGACGGCUGCAAAGCUGCUGCAGGACGCAGGACACAAGGUGACCAUAUUAGAAGCUAGUGGUCGUGUGGGAGGACGAGUGGAGACGUACAGGAAUGAGACAGACGGCUGGUACGUUGAAUUGGGAGCAAUGAGGAUCCCAUCUACCCAUAAAAUCGUCCUCUUCUUCAUGAAAUCACUCGGGCUCAAUCUAAACGAAUUCAUCAUGACUGACCUAAACACCUUCUACCUGGUCAAUGGGAUAAAGAAACGGACGUCUGAAGUGAAUGCACACCCUGACAUCCUGGGGUAUAACCUGGAGGGUCACGAGAAAGGGAAGUCGGCCGACCAGAUUCUACAAAAAGCUUUGAAGAAGGUGUAUGACUACAUACAGAAACAUGGCUGCUCUGAAGCUCUUAAGAAGUAUGACCACUACACUGUGAAGGAAUAUCUGAAAACAGAAGGUCAUUUAAGCGCAGAAGCCGUGAGGAUGAUCGGAGACUUGCUCAACGAAGAGAGCCUCAUGUACACGGCGUUGACUGAGAUGAUGUACGAGCAGACUGAUAUCAGCGAUAAGGACAAGUACUUUGAAAUAACUGGUGGGUCAGACCUUCUCCCUAACGCUUUACACAAAAAACUGAAGGCCCCUGCUCUCCUGAACUCCACAGUGAAGCAUAUCAGCUGGUCAGAGACAGGUGUCUUCAUAUCGUACCAGAAAGACAAACAAUCCUCUCUGAUCGACCUAGAGGCUGACGCAGUCCUGGUAACGACCACAACCAAAGCAGCCCUGUUCAUUGACUUUGAGCCACCUCUCCCCGUUAAAAAGAUGGAGGCCCUGAGGGCGGUCCACUAUGACAGCUCCACAAAAAUCAUCCUCACUUUCAGUGAGAAGUUCUGGGAGAGGGACGGCAUCAAAGGAGGGAAGAGCAUCACCGACAGGCCCUCUCGUUUUAUCUACUAUCCCAGCCACAUUUUCACAAACAAGGACAUCGGCGUCCUCCUGGCCUCCUACACCUGGGGUGAUGAAUCUCAUCUCUUCCUUGGAGCAACUGACGAGGACCUGAAAGAGCUGGUUCUGGGAGAUAUAGCUGCGAUCCACGGAGAGUACGUCCGGUCUCUCUGCACAGGGGUGUUGGUGAAGAAGUGGAGCUUGGAUCCCUACAGCCUGGGCGCCUUCGCUCUCUUCACACCCUACCAACACCUGGAGUACGGUAAGGAGCUCUUUAAAAGUGAAGGCAGGCUGCACUUUGCUGGUGAACACACCGGCUUCCCUCACGCCUGGAUCGAGACAGCUAUGAAAACUGGAAUCAGAGCUGCGAUCAACAUCAACACGCAGCUGCUCGAUGUCUCCACCCAAACAAGAGACGAAUUCUGAGCCGUUACAUCUGAAUAGAUCAGUAUCCUUGUACUUCAUUGUUUUAGGGAAAUCUUUAUAAUUUGUAAUCACUUAAUUUUUACAUUUAUUCAUUUGAAUGCAGAUGUUUCACAUUCGAGUUUGAAAUUAGUGACUUUUUCUGUUUUCUAUGCUUUUCUUUAAUUCUGGACACAAUCGAUGGUUGUCUACGCUUUUAUUCUGGUACACGGGGCUACAUACAUGGAAAGAUUUUACCUGUUAAAUUGUUUCUUUCAUAUUCUAUAAACACAAUUAGGGUUAAGUAUGUAAUCUGAUUGAUUUGAGUGUGUCAUGUCAUGGGAAUAUCUCAAUAGUCAAGCACAAGUCAUUACAAUGUCUUUCUGGAAGUUUAUUCUACAUCUGCAGAUGGGCAUCAAUGUACAAUACCAUGGAGUGGAUUACAUACAAUGAGCAAUGACAUACAAGAAAAGCAGCACUUUAUACAUCUCCAAGCCCCUCCUAGAGAGGAAACAAAUGUUAUCGAUCAACCUCUUUCAUGUUAAGCAAUAGGUGACCAAUAUCCUGUCACCUACUCUUUCCCAGACCCUUGGAAUGUAACAUCUGUUUUCAAGAUCCCUUUCCCAAUGUUUACAACCACAAAAUCCCAGUCUUUGUUAGGUGACCCUGUCAGUGAGGAAGUCAUAUAACAGGUUGAGUGCAACCCUGACUUCUCAGGGAACAUUUGUUAUCUUUCUAAAAACAUCAAAGUAGUUCCUCAUAUCAAUCAUUGCCCUAAUAGUAAAAUUUCUAUCACAGUCAUUAAAUUCUAUAAUUUAAUCCAGAGCCUGUGCACUUGAGUUACUGAUUUUAGCAAAAACCACAAUUAAGUAAUAAUUUGAUCAGAUGCAUUUAUUCUUUCACACUAAGACACAUGUAUAAAUCCUUUGUUUUGUAUUAUGGCGUCACAUCGUACCUUCUAUUUUAUAAAGUUCUAUUAUACAGACUCACAAUACUAAAGCUGGGUGCUGGGUUUUCUCGACCUGUUCUGCACGAGAUUAUAAACAUGGUUGAGUCCAAAGACUUCUUCUCUGACAUCACGCUUGUAGGCUGUUUGUAGGUGAAGUUUUAUAGUAAAUGUGCUGCUCGAUGUCUCCACCCAAACAAGAGACGAUCUCUGAGCCGUCACAUCUGAAUGAAUCAGUAUCAUUGUGGUGAGAGAAAAAAAAGCCAAAGACUGGUGCGCCCAAUGAUUAAUUUUUAUUAUUGAUCCAUCCACAGAUUUUCACAAAUUGUGUCAAAAAUAGUAGAAAAAUGCUCAUCACAACUUUGAAAAGCCCAAAAUCUAAACAGUCCAAAAUUCAAUAUUAUUUUGUAACAUAACUUUCCUUUGUUUGUACUUUUACUCAAGUGGGAUCAGAUACAAAGCUCUGUGUGUUGGUGCUAUCAGGAUAAAUCAGUUUAAAGAUACAGAACUAUUAAAUACAUUUAUUGAGCUUUAAACUAAAUUAUAUGACUGUUCUUUGAUUUACAAACAAAUUUUAUGUAAACAACAUGGAGACCACCUAGCAGCCUCUAAGAGCAUCACAAGGGCUACAUAGUACAAUUGAAAGUGGCCUAAAACAUUCAGAUAAAUCCUCUAAAUAACAAUCUGCCUGAUGAAGUAGAUGGAAGUCAUAUCUGUAGAGACAAAAACAACUACUUCAAACUACGAUAAAGCAUCUGUCAAACCUAAAGGUAGCUAGUCUUAUUAUCGGCUCUGCCUACAACAUGCUAGCUUCCCUGCCCUGUGCAGAAACAGCAGAGGCAGAACCAGACUGCUGGGCAGAGUCAACCAGAUCCCAGAAAACAGCAACACACACAAAUCUCUACGCAGCAACACCAUAUUUGCCAAGCUGAACGACAUGACAAAUCCAACAAAUCUGGACAACAGUGCUCCAAACACAGCCAUGAUGAUGCGGAAAGCUCUCUGCUUUGAUUGGUCAACCCCAUCCCUGCCUCCACCCACCUCCCCAGGCCUGGGGCGAAUCAGAACAUGGAGAACAGAAAGAUUGCAGAAUAACACCAAGAUUAUGGAAAAGCCCAGGAUGCAGAGGAACCAGAUGGUUGGAGCAUCAUUGCAGCACAUGGCUCUUACAGCAAUCCAUAGUGAGCACAGCAGCCGAACACAACCAAUGCUAAUUAAUCGGAUCUUGGUUUCCUUCAGGCGCAAGUAGGUGACGGGGUGAACUACAGCCAGGUAGUGCUCCAGACAGACAAGGCAGUGAAAUAAAGUCUGUCCAGGGAAGACGAACAAGAAGGCUAGAGUCCCCAACGUCAGCAUCGGACUAGAGUCGGUGUUGAUUCCAUAACUGUAGAAGACUAGUCCGAAGAGACCAACAAGCUCCAUGGCGACCAUGUUGUAGGUGAAGAGGUCAGAUUGACCUGUUGAUCUUCCUCCCUGAACGGAGCGCUGACACCUCCAUUGCUGGACCCCGGUGUAGAGAACCAGGAUGUAGAGAGGGAGGAGGAGGAGGAUGUUGGCGGAGGAGAAGCAUAUAAAUGUGACAUUGCCUGUGUUGGCACAUAGACCAAUAAUGUUGAGAGGAUGUAGGGAGGAGUUGGAGGAGGAGACAGGAGCAGGGCCAAAGGUAGCAUUGAGAGAGGAGAUGACAGUCAUGGCCUGUGAAGGAAGACAAGAAAAAGAGGAUGGGACGAGGAGGUGUGGAGGAAAGAGGAAAGCCGUACUUUUACACACGUUCACACAAAUCAUGAGCAUAAUAAAAAAUGAGCAAAAUACAGAAAUCAUUAUUUUGUUGAAUUAGCGUUUGCUCUUGAAGUUAUUUUUGUUUCUGUUGAAAUCAUCAAAUGAGCUUUGACACUGUGAUUCGCCGCCGACCUGAAAACAGUUCAUUUUACAGUGUUGUAGCUCAUGUUCAAAUAUUUUAUUUGAACAUUUUCUCAACCUCUUGACAGUGAAUUAAAUUGUUUUGUGUCUCGAACAUC
Messenger RNA from Pleuronectes platessa (European plaice), 4625 nucleotides. RefSeq names its product L-amino-acid oxidase. NCBI's taxonomy places the organism in Eukaryota, Metazoa, Chordata, Actinopteri, Pleuronectiformes, Pleuronectidae. Gene Ontology annotation, biological process: amino acid catabolic process. Gene Ontology annotation, molecular function: polyamine oxidase activity; L-amino-acid oxidase activity. The transcript has 7 exons. The record is from RefSeq and is a predicted model, not a curated record. The coding region runs from base 117 to 1685 and encodes 522 amino acids.